This is a messenger RNA of Lineus longissimus, 4750 nucleotides long. RefSeq names its product ATP-citrate synthase-like. Lineage: Eukaryota; Metazoa; Nemertea; Pilidiophora; Heteronemertea; Lineidae. Gene Ontology annotation, molecular function: ATP citrate synthase activity. The record is from RefSeq and is a predicted model, not a curated record. Gene Ontology annotation, biological process: acetyl-CoA biosynthetic process; fatty acid biosynthetic process; tricarboxylic acid cycle. Gene Ontology annotation, cellular component: cytosol. The transcript has 27 exons. The coding region runs from base 148 to 3498 and encodes 1116 amino acids.
GUGGCGUGUUUAUGUGGCGUGAUAGUUCGUCUCCCAAUAAAUCACUGAUUUCAUCCCGAUUUUGUCGCCCGAUCGGCCAGAUCUUUACUUAUACCUCUUCGUUAUAUGUUUCAUAAGUUGUCUGUACAGAUUACAUAAGGUACCAUCAUGUCCGCCAAGGCUGUCUGGGAAAUCACUGCCAAAGAUUUAUUCAAUAAAUACCUGGGUCAUCCUGACACGAUCCAAAACAAAUCAGCUGAAGUAAAAGAAGAUACUCAGUUUGAGAAUUUGUCAUUGGAACACCCGUGGCUGCUGGCUGAAAAAUUGAUUGUGAAACCUGACCAGCUGAUCAAGAGACGUGGCAAGCUCGGGCUGAUCAAAGUUAAUGCUGAUUAUGCUGAAGUCAAAGAAUGGCUGAAAGGGAAAUUGGGUCUGGAUUUCAAGAUUGGUGUGUCGACUGGGAAGCUGAAGCAUUUCAUCAUCGAGCCAUUUGUAGCACAUCAACAGGAAGAAGAGUUUUACGCCUGUAUCUACUCCUCCCGUGACUCGGACACAAUCCUCUUCCACCAUGAAGGAGGUGUUGACGUCGGUGACGUGGACGCCAAGGCCGUUAAGAUGGAGAUACCGGUCGGGAGUGAUGAGGUCACUGCAGCUGAUAUCAAGGCCAAGUUGUUGGGACAGGCCCCGGAUGAUAAGAAGGAAGUUCUGUCCACAUUCAUUGAGGCACUCUACAAGCUUUUCGUUGAUCUUCACUUCACAUAUCUUGAGAUAAACCCAUUGGUUGUGACCAAAGGAAAGGUGCACAUCCUUGAUGUUGCCGCCAAGAUCGACCAGUGUGGCGAAUAUUUGUGCAAACAGAAGUGGGGAGAGAUUGAGUUCCCACCACCGUUUGGGCGGGAAGCGUACCCUGAGGAAGCCUAUAUUGCCGACUUGGAUGCAAAAAGUGGAGCAUCACUGAAAUUAACAGUCCUGAAUCCUAGAGGACGGAUAUGGACCAUGGUGGCUGGAGGGGGUGCCUCUGUCAUCUAUGCUGAUACUAUCUGUGACAUGGGAGGUGCUGCUGAGUUAGCCAACUACGGUGAAUACAGUGGCGCCCCUAGUGAGCAACAGACAUAUGAAUACGCCAAGACGGUCCUCGGUUUGAUGACAAAGAUCAAGAGGGGAGAAGCACACAACAUUGACCCUGUCACUAAUAUCAGUGAAUAUGUUAAACGCGGUAAAGUGCUCAUCAUUGGAGGUGGUAUUGCCAACUUUACCAACGUCGCUGCCACAUUCAAGGGCAUUGUACGAGCUCUAAAAGAAUUCAAAGACAAACUCAUCGAUCACCAAGUGUCCAUCUUUGUCAGACGAGGUGGUCCGAAUUAUCAGGAAGGUCUCCGAGUUAUGAGUGAGCUCGGUGAAAACCUCGGCGUCCCGAUCCAUGUUUAUGGCCCCGAGACCCAUAUGACGGCCAUUGUCGGCAUGGCCCUGGGUAAGAGGUUGGUCCUGCCGAAGCCAGAGGCCACACAGACGACCGCUAACUUCUUGCUGUCUGGAGCGACUGCAGCUGCAGGAGCAGGAAGCCGCAAGAAUUCCGAACUUGAACCCACGUCUCCAAGCCGCAAAAUCUCUUCAAAUAAUUCUGCAGCGACGCCAGCGUCAGGUGACAGUACGAGCAGCAGUAACCCCAACAAGACAUUCACCAAUCGUACGAGGUGUAUCAUCUGGGGCAUGCAGCCUCGUGCCGUCCAGAGCAUGAUGGAUUUUGAUCACGUCUGCCGGAGGAAGGAGCCGUCAGUUGCAUGCAUGAUUUACCCAUUCACAGGUGAUCACAAGCAGAAGUUCUACUGGGGCCACAAGGAGAUUCUGCUGCCUGUCUACAAGAACAUGGAUGAUGCGAUGAAGAAACAUCCUGAUGCUGACGUUCUCAUCAGCUUUGCCUCAUUGCGAUCAGCAUACGAGAGUACUCUUGAGGUCAUGACAUAUCCACAGAUCAAAACUAUUGCCAUAAUCGCUGAAGGCAUCCCAGAGAACUUGACGAGAAAGAUCAACAAAUUGGCUGUAGACAAGGGCAUCUGUAUCAUAGGACCUGCUACUGUCGGGGGAAUCAAACCUGGUUGUUUCAAGAUCGGCAACACUGGAGGUAUGAUGGAUAAUAUCCUCGCUUCAAAACUCUACCGCCCUGGCAGUAUUGCCUACGUGUCACGAUCUGGCGGCAUGUCCAAUGAACUGAACAACAUCAUCGCACUCAAUGCCAAUGGUGUCUACGAGGGUGUCGCCAUUGGAGGUGACAGGUACCCAGGGACGACGUUCAUGGACCACAUGGUGCGUUACCAUGACGAUCCAGCUGUCAAGAUGAUUGUUCUGUUAGGAGAGGUUGGGGGAACAGAAGAAUAUAAGAUCAUCGAGGCGAUCAAAAGUGGCCGUCUGCAUAAACCACUCGUGGCCUGGUGCAUUGGGACGUGUGCCAAGAUGUUCACUUCUGAGGUGCAGUUUGGUCAUGCGGGCUCGUGUGCCAAUGCAGAUGCCGAGACGGCCACAGCUAAGAAUGUUGCAUUGAAGGAGGUGGGAGCCCAUGUCCCCGACAACUUCGACGAGCUCGGAGACGUGAUAAAACAAGUGUAUGACAAGUUACUAGAAGAGGGUGUUGUCGUUCUGCAGGAAGAGAUUCCACCGCCCGCUGUCCCCAUGGAUUAUAACUGGGCCAGGGAGCUCGGCAUCAUCAGGAAACCCGCCUCGUUUAUGACGAGUAUCUGUGACGAGCGGGGCCAGGAGCUGCUCUACGCUGGCAUGCCCAUCACAGAGGUGUUCAAGGAGGACAUGGGCAUUGGAGGUGUACUCUCACUUCUCUGGUUCCAAAGAAGACUGCCAAAGUGGGCCUGUAAAUUCAUUGAGAUGUGUCUGAUGAUAACCGCAGACCAUGGACCAGCCGUGUCUGGAGCCCACAACACUAUCGUCUGCGCCAGGGCUGGCAAAGACUUGAUCUCAUGUCUUGCCUCUGGACUUCUCACAAUUGGAGAGCGAUUUGGAGGUGCCCUGGACGAUGCUGCCAGGCAGUUCAGUGAGGCGUACGACUCGAACCAGAUCCCUAUGGAGUUUGUCAACAGCAUGAGGAAGAAAGGACAACUUAUUAUGGGCAUCGGACACAGAGUCAAGUCGAUCAAUAAUCCCGACAUGAGGGUUGAGAUUCUGAAGAAGUUUGCCAGUGAGAAUUUCCCAUCAACGCCUCUGCUGAAUUAUGCAUAUGAAGUGGAAAAGAUUACCACAUCCAAGCGGCCCAACCUUAUCCUAAAUGUUGAUGGCUUCAUUGGCGUUGCCAUGGUCGAUCUACUUAGAAUUUGUGGGUGCUUCACAACGGAGGAGGCGCGAGAGUUUGUAGAAGUUGGUGCCCUGAACGCCCUCUUUGUACUGGGCAGAAGUAUGGGAUUCAUCGGCCACUACUUGGACCAGAAGCGGUUAAAACAAGGUCUCUACCGACAUCCAUGGGAUGAUAUAUCAUAUGUGUUGCCGGAGGUAUAUGGAGGACAAAACACCGAGUAAAUCAUUACAACGUGUUGCUAUAGCAACAAACAAUUGACAAGGUCAUUAUUUGGACCAAAAACGACUAAAACAAGGACUUUAUCGGCAUCCAUGGGAUGACAUCUCCUACGUCAUGCCCGAACUCUAUCAAGAUGAAGAUCAUGUGUAGAACUUCUAGUCAGAAAAAUUGUGCUAAAUUGCAGGAAUAUUGUGAAAUUGAUUCAACAUUGACCACCAUAACAGGGACCAAAAGGUUUCUUUCAAUUCAAGGGAUCUGUGGUGAAAAUGUGGAUUGUUCCUAUGACAUUCUGACAAUUUGAGAUGUUGGGUAAAUUUCUCAAAACCUUGUUCCUAGGUGCAAAUAUUUGGUAGUGUGCUACAGAGGUCUUCUCUGCUUCUGUCCCUUGAUGAAUAUUGGAGCAGUAAUGACCCGUUAAAAUGUAUAAUUGUGUUCUAAAAUUAGACUUGUUUGUACCUGACAGUUUUCUGAUAGGUUGAGUUGUGAAAUAUCACCCCUGUAAUGGAAGGGUAAAGCAAUGAUGGAGGGUGCCAGAAUCCUUGCACCUGUCCAGCAGUACAUAGUACAUUGAACAAAUAGGUGUUAUUUGGUGCCAGUAGAUGUAGACAUUGUUUUGCAGUUAUAAUUUGAGUAAUUAGUGAAUUCAGUAGGGCAGGGUAACCUACUUAAAAAAUAUCCUGUCUAGUUUCCAGUUAAUUAUGUUAAUCGGCCGUGUGAUUGCGUUGGAUUGAUUUCUGAGUGUAGUGAUAGAAUGUUCUAAAAAGCCUGAUAAGUACCAGUAACUACAGGUAUUGACAUUUCAUGUAAGACAUUAUACAAUACUCUUGCAUGCAAGAAGUGAAAAAAAUAGACAUUAGACUAAGGUUGUCGGAGUGGCACAGUGUAACAUCUGAUGUCAUGGGUUUGAUUCUCUGUUGGUCCCGACACACUCAAGGGAUAGAGAGGGUGACUCUCUUCAACGGUAUAGGUUCUCCAGAUAUAUGUUAGUUUUUUUAAAGUGGGAAACAUAUCAGAUAGUAGCGAAAUAUUAGUGAAACCACGUUGAAAUGCAUUGUGAAAAUGAUGUACUAGUUAGCAAAUGCACCACAUGUAUAAGGGAAAGGUUGUUUACAAAAAUAUAGGAAUAGAAAUCAGUGUUGUCCUUAGGCUAUCAAAAUCGUAGGAAUCGUCCAAAUUCUAGAUGUUCACUAUGCAUGUUGUCCACAAAACAGUUCAGCCACAUUCAGCCUCAUCUGAUUGUGGUCCAAAAUAUGC